Chroicocephalus ridibundus (black-headed gull) is the source of this 1525-nucleotide messenger RNA. Its product is annotated as C-type lectin domain family 4 member E-like. The transcript is spliced from 7 exons. NCBI's taxonomy places the organism in Eukaryota, Metazoa, Chordata, Aves, Charadriiformes, Laridae. The record is from RefSeq and is a predicted model, not a curated record. The coding region runs from base 191 to 853 and encodes 220 amino acids.
AGCAAAUACCAACAGCAUAGAUGUUUUCACCUACAUACUCACUCACCAGGGAAGAGCAAACACCAAAAAGAUCAGACAGCAGUGUGUGAGCUGCCCUAGCGCAGUCUCCUGUGCAAGACAAAGCUUGUAUUCGUGGCCAUAUCGGUAACGUGGACUCUUGGUGGGGAAGAGUGAUACUGUGGCAGAGAUAAUGAAUCGCCGAGGGAGAGUCAUCCCUGGAACUGCAGCCCCAGCAGAAGAGAGAAGCUGCUCCUGGCUGAACCCCUGGGUCUUCCUUGUUUCUGUCCUUGCCAUCAAAACUGCCUUUGUAACCAUCUGCCUCGUUUUCCUUCAUGGAAGCUCUGGCCAGUACAAGACUCUGCUCCAGAAUGCCACAGGAUGGCGCUGCGUCCCCAACGUAUCUGCAAGCAAAAAGGGCUGGAUGUGCUGCCCAAAUGGCUGGAAAUGCUUUCAAAAAAGCUGCUAUUAUCUGUCGACUGAUAAAAUGUCCUGGGCUGAGAGUGUGCAGAACUGCACUGGGAUGGGCUCCCAGCUGGUGGUGAUCGACAGCAAAGCAGAGCAGGAAUUUCUCUUUAACUUGGCGAAAGGAGUGUUUGCUAACGCCUAUGAAACAAAAUACUACAUAGGCUUAAGUGCUUAUGAAAGUGGGCAGUGGCAGUGGGUGGAUCAGACUCCAUAUAAGAAGUCAGCCACGUUCUGGAAACCUGGUGAACCCAAUUUACUCUUUGCAGAAAAAUGUGCUGCAAUUCACGUCAAGGGAAAAACAGACCCGAACACUUACAGUAACUGGAACAACAUCCUUUGCUUUACAAGUUGCUAUCGAAUUUGUGAACUGGCAGUCAAAUUUGUCUGAGGAAGGAAACUCCACUUUGGAUGAAGGACCUGAAGGAGUGUCCUUGAGAAAGGGUAGCUCAUGAAGGAGACGAUGGAAAGCUGGCCUGAGCUCACACAAAUGCUUUCCUUUGCAAAGUAGAAUGAGCAAGCCUGACACAGAAUCCCAGCUCCAAAGGACCUCAGUUCCCAGCCUGUGCCCCUGCAUCUCUUUCCAAGACGGAGACCAGUCCUGGAUGAAAUCACUCCGACUGAUUUCAAUAACCUCUUGUGCCCCUUUUCACUCUCCUCCUUCUCAGCUGGGCGGCCUGAGCCUCCAGUACUUUCCCUGACUCCUUGUCCAUUUGAUAUCUCAAUGAUGCGGAAAAGGCCCUCUCUGUUUCAUGGAAGGAUACCAGUCCUACAAAUCACUGGAGCAGUCAGUGGAGUGUGCUUGGCCCAUCCCUAAAGGCAACAAUGAUUCAUGGCUUAUCUUUAAUGUUUCCUUCUUCCUUCAGCAUAUUCUGUGUUGAUAAGUUAAAAACACCCCAUACCAAUAAAUGUUAACUCAGCUUUUUGUAUGAGGCUGUCUUUUGAGCGACAAGUCCCAGCCCCCUGCCAGCCCAGCCUCUCUGCGUGGAGGUUUUAACUUUUCGGUGUGUUUGGCACCCCUAGGUGAGGAUGUUACUGUGAAUGCGCUGGACUGGCCGGGGGU